GCUGCAGACUGUUCUUUUUUUCUUUUUUUUUAACGAAUGGUUGCGCAAUUUAACGAGUUUGGCCUAAAGGGAGUUUUUCAAGAUGUUUUUUUUAUGAACUAGAAUUCAGAUGUUAACUUUCAAUUAUAACAUCCUACAAUACACUUUUUUUUUAAAUUUAGAAUAUUAUUAUUUUAAUAUCCAUUUAUCAGGGGAUGUGUGCUUUGAAGUGCAUGUGUUAAGCAUUCAGGACUUUUAAGACAACAACAAACAAUUUUUCAGACAAGAAAAUACAAGACAUGAUGCAAACAAAGUAUUUUGUUUGCACAUCUAUCCAUCUAAAGUCUGAGAUCACUUGUUGGGAUGUUUCUAUGGUUUACAAGAUUAAAGCAACACCACAAGAAUUAAAAUACACAAAAAAAACUUGACAGUAAAGCUACAAUAAACUAGCUCAUCCCUGACAAGAUAACCAUUUAAAUCUGGCCUUGAAUCAGCAUCAAGUGUUAAAAGAAAUAAUGUGAAUAUGUGAGGGGAAGACACAAGUGUCUGUGUGAGUACAGACAACUAUUCAGUAUGUUAAAAAAAGAAAUCAGGGGCUCAAUUGAUGACAUUGAUUUAAAACAAAAAUGAAAAAAGGUACAUGUAUUGUUUCCGAGGUGUGCAGAAUGACACAGUGUGUAAGAAAAGGUGAGGCCAAUCAAAUCCUGACAUCCCUACAAGAGCUUUAGUGUUCCUCUCUCCACCCACUUUGUCUCCACCCAUUACACGUCCUCCUGGAGAGAGCAAAAGAGAGAGAGCUUAAUUAUAACCAGACAACUGUAAGAUGGCUUGGAACAGUAUGGCCCUGGACUCUUUUUCUUCAGCUUUUUGCCAGCUUUGACCAACAGAGCCUGGUUUGGAAAGAAGAACACCAAAAUCAUCUUUGAAUAACUGUAUACCUGAACUCCAGCCAAACUUGCAUUGAAAGAAAAAACAAGUUUGACUGCAAAACAGACAUGAGGGUGCAAACUUUCUCAAGAGCGCAAAUUCUCCAAGAGUGUCAAAUACGGUGCCAGGCUCUCGCAGCCAAUGACAACCGAGGCUUCAAACAGGAGUUUGAGGACCUAAAUAAUGUUGGCAAAGACCUCCCAACCAGAGCAGGGGACCUGGAGGCCAACAGAGAGAAGAACAGAUACCCCUACAUAUUACCAUAUGACCACUGUCGAGUGAGGCUGUCUGUUAAAAACUCCUAUCCACACACUGACUACAUCAACGCUAAUUUUGUUCCUGGCGGAGGAUCAGAAAGAGACUUUAUCUGCACCCAGGGUCCUUUGCCCAGCACCAUGGCUGACUUCUGGAGGAUGGUGUGGGAGCAAAACGUCAGAAUAAUUGUCAUGGUGACAUCGUUGAAACACAAGGACACAGUGCUGUGUGAUAAAUAUUGGCCUGUGGAUCGAGGGACAGUUUAUCAUGGAUUGAUCCAAGUGACAACAGUGACCCGUAAACAAGGUCCAGAUUAUUUUAUCACCACCAUUAACCUCAGACAGAGAGACUGUCCAACGGACAGGAUAAUAACACACUACUACUACCCUACCUGGCCAGACCGGGGCGUCCCAAAAGACUCAUCCUCCCUCUGUGUCUUCACUGAGCAUGUGCGGCAGCAUUUGCAAGCCAUUCCACGCUUGGGGCCAGCUGUGGUGCACUGCAGUGCAGGUGUUGGACGUUCAGGGACAUUUGUGACACUGUUGUGGCUGAUGCAGCUCAGCGCGAGGGGCAUCCAGCCUGAUAUCCGAGCUGCUGUGGAAGACCUACGGCUACAUCGAAUGUGGAUGGUCCAGAAUGUGGAGCAGUACAUAUUUGUUCAUCAGUGUCUGCUACACUGGCUCAGUGGAGGAACCUCCGCAAGCCCACAAACUCAGGGAGCCAGUUCAAAUAUUAACCACCCCGGUCAGGAGCGACUCCACAGCUCCUCGGGACGGGGUGAUCGAGCAGGAAGGAGGAGACAUCACCAUCACCGGCAGACGCCCCCGUCAGACCAGCCCCAGAAUACAAUGCAGCAAAUUCUCCAUCCUGGGAACCUACUCAGGAGGUUACUGCCGUCGUCAGUGUUUAAUCCUGGAUCACAUAACUCUUGAAUAUGAAAAUUGUAAAACAUGACAAUGGGUUAAAAAAAAACAAAAAAAACCCUGCUCUCAUACCUGCUCCUGGGAUGGAAGUAAAAGAAAAGCUGCAGAAAAAAAAUGCAGUGUGUGCAGGCCCUGCAGGCAGAAAACUAGCCGGACAACUUGCAAAUCCAAAGACACAGCACUUCAUAUUGUUACCAGAGGGAAAGAUUGAGUAAAGAACCUGCCAGACCUGUUCCUCUGUUGUGAAUCACUUACCCAGAGUUUCGUGGGAACAAUGAAGCCGCCACCUUCACAUAAAGUGAAAUACUGAUUAAGCACACACGUUGGACAGGUCCCUUUAAAUAGAAAACUUUUCCUUUGUUAACUACAAAUAUCCAUGUAUAAAGAUAAGCCAAUGUGUUUGUAUAAAUCACUCUUUGUGGCUUCGUUUGUCUCCACUACCAGUGACGUGAUGUUGUGAGAUGACUUUUAUUCUGCUUCUCUGGAAAAA
Labrus mixtus (cuckoo wrasse) is the source of this 2574-nucleotide messenger RNA. Its product is annotated as receptor-type tyrosine-protein phosphatase V-like. The transcript is spliced from 11 exons. Gene Ontology annotation, molecular function: protein tyrosine phosphatase activity. Lineage: Eukaryota; Metazoa; Chordata; Actinopteri; Labriformes; Labridae. The record is from RefSeq and is a predicted model, not a curated record. The coding region runs from base 975 to 2093 and encodes 372 amino acids. Gene Ontology annotation, biological process: protein dephosphorylation.